Scheffersomyces amazonensis is the source of this 1102-nucleotide messenger RNA. RefSeq lists its product as uncharacterized. The transcript has a single exon. Bases 49 to 969 code for a protein of 306 amino acids. Lineage: Eukaryota; Fungi; Ascomycota; Pichiomycetes; Serinales; Debaryomycetaceae. The record is from RefSeq and is a predicted model, not a curated record.
ACAAUUAUAUUUGAAGUGUUAUUGGGAAGUUCGGAUAAUGGAACAAGUAUGAUUGAAUUCCUUGAUAAAAUGAAACCUCUUAAAAAUCAUGGAUUCAUGUUUUGCCUUCACCUUUACAAGAACUUUCCUUUAGGUAAACCUGUUGAUUUUCAAUUACCACUAGAGGACCUUAAGAAGUUUGAAUGGUAUGAAAUUAGACUCGACACUGAUUACUUUAAACCUGAAGAAUCAUACGACUAUGAUCUAAUGAUUGAUAAUAUGCCUAUCAUUUCAUUGACCUCAGCAUGGGUGAAUCCCAACAGUUUGCAUAGCUUUCAUGUGGGAGAGAAGAUCAGACUCAUAGCUAAAGAAAUCAAGUAUCUCAAGUUUCCCAAGUUAGAAAACCACAGUUUUGAAAGUUGUGAUUUACUAUCACAACAUUAUUGGGGACAAUUUUUGAACAAUCAUGGUGACACCAUCAAGAAGUUAAGAUUACGUACGUUUAGCAGUGCAAAAUAUGAUUAUAAGCUACUUAAAAGCUUAACUCAUGUUGAGUAUGUGGCUUAUACUCAAUUCAAAGGUGAAUUGAACUACUUCCUGAAAAGAUUAGAAUCCAUAAAACUUUUAGGAACUUUGACCGGAUUGGGUUCAAUCUACAUGGAAGACAGACACAAGUGGUCUGGUUCUAUGCCUAAGAAGAAUAUACAAAUCGCAGUAGAAGACGAAAGUUUUGCUAAAGAGUGGCUCCGUGAGCAUUGGCUCCAUGUACAUGGCAUUUUGAAUAUGGAACAAUUUGUCACUUUCCUUGUCUUUAAACCAAACUAUCUAUACAAUAGGCUCUACACUAGUUAUGGACCAUAUGGUUUAUAUUUAAAUCAAUUGCCAUUUUUCAAUAGAGUGCUUAAAGAUUUAGAUGAAGAUGAAGAUGAGGCGCGUGCGUUUAGAUGCUAUCAUCAUUUUUUCCACCGUAUGCAUAUUGAUUUUCUGUGAUUGUCUAUAAUGGUUCAUAUGCCUUUAUGAACAGGAAUUUGAACCAAUCAAUCGGUGAAAAGAUAUUUAUAAGAGCUCAUAGAUCAUUUCUCAUUAACUGUUAGUUCGAAUCAAUAAAUAAGGGCAACUUAAC